CAAUGGAUUAUAAACUUCGAACAGAAACGAGCACAACGUAAUGACUAAAGAGGGUUAGUGAUGUCACCCAUUGAUUGUCACCCAUUUGAAGAGGUGUUAUGAAGACCAAAGAUGGUGAAUACCAUACUAGAAAUGUUGACUCCAAUGAACUUUUGGCUGAUCUAGAAAAAGGAUCGAGGUAGAGUUAAGGUAGGCAGGAUAAAUCUUGGAUCUUGACCAGAUUUCGCAAAUCAACCCUGUCCCUAAUUGGGGCCUUAUUAUGCGUAAUUCUUCACCUUAAAAAAAUUCAUCCCCAAACUGUUUUACCAAUAAAUGAAUGGACUAUAGAGACUCAAACAUUUUUGAACCAGGCUGUAAAUAUGUUUAUUUCUACCAAAUUAAGAUGACUGAUUCUCUCUCACCUUUUCCAUCUCUGCUGUGUCUCCACUCCCCACUUUCUCGCUCUUAGCUGUAAGUAAAUUCAAGUACAGGAGAAUCAGGAUGAAAAGAUGGCAACCCUGCUGUUACCAACGGGUCCUGAUGGCUUGCGGCGGUUCACUCGCGAAUCCUUGGCUGCGCUCGAGCAGCGGAUUGCGGAGGAGCAGGCCAAGAACGCCAAGGAUUGCCAUGAAGCUCACAGGAACGCAGAGCCACCCAAACCCAGGAUGGACAUGGAGGCAGGCAAGCAGCUGCCGCGAAUCUUCGGCGACAUCCCUACAGAACUCAUUGGGGUGCCACUGGAGGACAUCGAUCCGUUUUACUACAAGAACCAGAGGACGUUUAUAGUAUUGAACAAAGGGAAAGCCAUCUUCAGAUUCAGCUCCACAUCUGCACUUUACAUAUUUUCUCCUUUUCACUUCAUCAGAACAAUAGCCAUCAAAGUAUUAGUCCAUUCAUUAUUUAGCCUGUUCAUAAUGUUCACUAUCCUCACCAACUGUUGCUUCAUGGCCAUGUCGGAUCCGGCCCCCUGGACAAAGUACCUGGAGUACACUUUCACUGGUAUUUACACGUUUGAGUCAGCGAUAAAGAUAUUUGCGAGAGGAUUCUGCAUAGUACCGUUCACCUUCCUGAGAGAUCCAUGGAACUGGUUGGACUUCUCCGUCAUCGUCAUGGCAUAUGUGACAGAGUUUAUAGACCUUGGAAACGUCUCUGCAUUAAGAACCUUCAGAACCAUCGUCGGCGCUCUGAUCCAGUCUGUGAGGAAGCUGGCCGACGUGAUGAUCCUCACUGUCUUCUGUCUCAGCGUGUUCGCCCUCAUCGGCCUGCAGCUCUUCAUGGGGCUGCUCCGACAGAAGUGCAUCCGCAGCCUCUCACACUGCAUCAACUCCUCCUACAGCGCCAACGAUUCCUUCAUCUGCAACAACAGAAGCUGGAGCUCCAGAGAUGACUUCCUCACCAAUGAAGGUGAGCUGAGAAGUGACUGGUCCUCAGAAAAAUACCUUUGAACUCUUUUUUCUUCCUCUCCUCUAGAUAACUUUUACAAAGUUGAAGGAGCAAAGGAUGCCUUAAUAUGUGGAUAUGGAAGUGAUGCAGGGAAGUGUCCCGAUGGAUUUGACUGCCUCAAAGUAGGAAGGAAUCCAAACUAUGGCUACACCAGUUUUGAUUCGUUCGGCUGGGCUUUCCUGGCCCUCUUCAGACUCAUGACACAAGACUACUGGGAGAAACUCUUUCACCAGACACUGCGCUCUGCAGGAAAGACCUACAUGGUUUUCUUUGUGCUGGUGAUCUUCCUGGGCUCCUUCUACCUGGUCAACCUCAUCCUGGCUGUGGUAGCCAUGGCUUAUGAGGAGCAGAAUCAGGCAACCAUCGCUGAGGCCUGGCAGAAGGAGAGGGAGUUUCAGCUGGCCAUGGAGCAUCUUCGCAGAGAACAAAGAUUGGCAGCAAAAAGACUAGCACAGGAGACAGACUCUGUGUUGUCCCCAGAGAUGUCUCCGUUCUGUCUGAAAGCAGCAGGAAGUAUACGACGGAGCAGCAGCAGAAGAAGAAGAUCGCACAGGAUGCUGUCGGAGGAAACACCUGAGGAAGCUGCUGAGGAAAAGUUUGACCCACUGGAUGAGCCAAUGCCUCCACUGUCUCCCCUUCCCGCCCACCCUCUGCUGGCCACGCUCUCCUCUCACCCCCUCAGCACCAGGAGAGGAAGCCAAGUCAGCAUCUUCAGCUCUUUCAGGGUACGUAACAACUCAGAGGCCGACUUCGGGGAUGACGAGUACAGCAUUCAUGGCGACGCCUUCAGGAGUCGCACCAGUUCAACAGCCACACCCUGGAAGAGACGGACGGGCAGCGUGCGGAGCCACUGCUCCCAAAUCUUCACCACCAACCUCAACAUCAACGGCCGACUCAACAUCUCCCUGGACCAGAAUGGAGUCACCACUACAGGACUUCAUACUCCUACCUACUUACCGGCUUACAGCAUGGAGAGGGUCAGGGAGGAUACAACGCCCUUCAGUACAGAGGAAACAGUCCCCAAACCAAUCCUCCAGCCUUCCCCAUCUGUGACUGAGCCUCGUCCAGUGACCAGGAAGAGAGGCCUGAGCUCCGUCAGCUUUCUAAGUGAGGCCAUGGAAGAGCUGCAGGAGUCGAGGCAGAAGUGUCAUCCCUGCUGGUUAACUUUCGCCAAGAAGUACCUGAUAUGGGACUGCUCCCCCUGGUGGCUGAAGAUAAAGGAGUGGGUGAAGUUCAUGGUGAUGGAUCCCUUCCUGGACUUGGGUAUCACCAUUUGCAUUGUGCUGAACACCCUGUUCAUGGCCCUGGAGCACUACCCCAUGACAGAGGAGUUCAACACCAUGCUCUCAGUGGGAAAUCUGGUGUUUACCGGGAUCUUUACAGCUGAGAUGGUGUUCAAGUUGAUUGCUAUGGACCCUUACUAUUACUUCCAACAGGGCUGGAAUAUUUUUGAUGGCGUCAUUGUUUGCCUCAGUCUGAUGGAGUUGGGUCUCUCCAAUGUGGAGGGGCUAUCUGUCCUGAGAUCCUUCAGACUGUUGCGAGUUUUCAAGCUGGCCAAAUCCUGGCCGACUCUCAACACUCUCAUCAAGAUCAUCGGCAACUCUGUGGGCGCUCUGGGGAACCUGACGCUGGUGCUGGCCAUCAUCGUCUUCAUCUUCGCUGUGGUGGGCAUGCAGCUGUUUGGAAAGAACUACCAGGACUGUGUGUGUAAGAUCUCCAUCGACUGCCAGCUGCCUCGCUGGCACAUGAAGGACUUCUUCCACUCGUUCCUCAUUGUGUUCAGGGUGCUGUGCGGCGAGUGGAUCGAGACCAUGUGGGAUUGUAUGGAAGUGGCCGGGCAGCCUCUCUGUAUCCUGGUGUUCAUGUUGGUCAUGGUCAUAGGGAACUUAGUGGUGCUGAAUCUUUUUCUGGCCCUGCUGCUCAGCUCCUUCAGCUCCGACAACCUCUCUGCUCCAGACGAAGACGGUGACCUGAACAACAUCCAGAUCGCCAUCGCCCGUAUAAAUGCCGGCGUCUCCUGGCUCGCCACGAACAUCUCAAACCUCUUUAACCGGAGCUUAAAGCGCAAAAAGCAGAUUGAAAAGGAAGCAAGUUUGGUCAUCAAGCCAGUUGGAAAUCACGUCGAAAGCAAUGGGGGAGUAUUUGGAUGCUAUGUAGAGAAAUACAUCAUACCAGAGGAGGACAGCUACAUAACGAACCCAAACUUGACCGUUAUUGUACCCAUCGCACCCGGAGAGUCCGAUGUGGAGUUUCUCGAGGAGGAGGAGGAGAUUUCUGAGUCUUCGGAGGAUGAAGACAAGGAGCAGAUCAGCCUAUCAGAGGGCAGCACGGUGGAUCUGAGGAAGCCUGGAGAAGAGUUGGACAACUUCUCAGAGCUGGAUGAAGAGAGUAUGGAGCCGGACGAAUGCUUCCCAGAAUUUUGCAUGAGGCACUGUCAGUGCUGUCGCAUCGACACCAGUCAUGGUCUGGGCCAGGCCUGGUGGAGGCUGCGGAAGACCUGUUACCAAAUCGUGGAGCACAGCUGGUUCGAGACCUUCAUCAUCUUCAUGAUCCUGCUAAGCAGCGGAGCCCUGGCGUUUGAAGAUAUCUACAUCGAGAGGAGAAAAGUGGUGAAGUUGGUGCUGGAGUCCGCUGAUAAAGUCUUCUCUUACAUCUUUGUGCUGGAGAUGUUCCUCAAGUGGAUCGCAUAUGGCUUCAAGAAAUAUUUCACCAACUACUGGUGCUGGCUUGACUUUCUUAUUGUUGACAUGUCCACAGACCGCUCUAUUUUUAGGGUGUCCUUGAUAAGCCUGGUAGCAAACUCACUGGGAUAUUCAGACUUUGCUGCGAUCAAGUCACUGAGGACGCUGCGAGCUUUAAGACCCCUCAGAGCUCUGUCCAGAUUUGAGGGCAUGAGGGUGGUUGUGAACGCUCUAAUAGGAGCCAUCCCCUCCAUCAUGAACGUGCUGCUGGUGUGUCUUAUCUUCUGGCUCAUCUUUAGUAUCAUGGGCGUCAAUCUGUUCGCUGGCAAGUUUGGGAAGUGUGUGAACAGAACAGGUUUCGUCCACAACAUCUCUAUCAUCAACAACAAGUCUGAUUGUCUCAACAUGAAUGACACCCAGUUCUACUGGACCAAAGUGAAGGUCAACUUUGACAACGUGGGACUUGGUUACCUUUCCCUUCUGCAAGUGGCUACAUUCAAAGGAUGGAUGGAAAUAAUGCAUGCAGCUGUUGAUUCAAGAGGAGUGGAGGAACAGCCAAUCAGAGAAAUCAACCUCUACAUGUACCUCUACUUUGUCGUCUUCAUCAUAUUCGGCUCCUUCUUCACCCUCAAUCUCUUCAUUGGUGUCAUUAUUGACAAUUUUAACCAGCAGAAAAGAAAGAUGAGUGGACAGGAUAUCUUCAUGACGGAAGAACAGAAGAAGUACUAUAAUGCUAUGAAGAAAUUGGGAUCUAAAAAACCCCAAAAGCCAAUACCAAGGCCUGCGAACUCUCUCCAAGCUUUCUUCUUUGAUCUCGUGUCCAAGCAAGCCUUCGACAUCAUGAUCAUGAUGCUCAUCAUCAUCAACAUGGUCACCAUGAUGGUGGAAACUGAUGAGCAGUCGGAGCGCAUGGAGUCCAUCCUCAACAAGAUCAACCUGGUCUUCAUUGUGAUCUUCACCGCCGAAUGCCUGAUCAAGAUCAUUGCCCUUCGUUGUUAUUUCUUCACAGUUGCAUGGAACAUCUUUGAUUUUGUGGUGAUUAUUCUCUCUAUUGUAGGGAUUGUUCUUGCAGACAUUAUAGAGAAGUACUUUGUAUCUCCGACCCUGUUUCGAGUCAUCAGACUGGCAAGGAUAGGACGUGUACUUCGACUAAUACGUGCAGCCAAAGGAAUAAGGACUCUACUGUUUGCCUUAAUGAUGUCCAUGCCAGCUCUGUUCAACAUUGGCCUCCUUCUUUUCCUUGUCAUGUUCAUUUAUGCUAUAUUUGGUAUGGCAAACUUUGCCUAUGUGAAAAAACAAGAUGGGGUUGAUGACAUGUUUAACUUUGAGACCUUUGGGAAUAGUAUGAUCUGUCUUUUUCAGAUCAGCACCUCGGCAGGUUGGGACAACCUACUGAGUCCUAUAAUGUCCAACUCCCCAGAGGAGUGUGAUGUUAACUUUGUCAAUACUGGCACCAACACCCGUGGAAACUGUGGCAGCCCCUCUGUCGGCAUUGCUUUCUUUGUCAGUUAUAUAAUAAUUUCUUUCCUUAUCGUGGUAAAUAUGUACAUAGCUAUCAUUCUGGAGAAUUUCAGUGUAGCCACAGAGGAGAGUACAGAGCCACUGAGCGAGGACGACUUUGAAAUGUUUUAUGAGGUCUGGGAGAAGUUUGAUGUUGAGGCCACACAGUUUAUUGAGUUCUCCAUGCUGUCGAUCUUUGCUGACACUUUGUCCGAGCCUCUGCGCAUCGCCAAGCCCAACAGGAUCAAGCUGAUCUCAAUGGAUCUCCCCAUGGUCAGUGGGGAUCGGAUCCACUGCCUGGACAUCCUGUUUGCCUUCACAAAGCGAGUCCUGGGAGAGUCUGGCGAGAUGGAUGCCCUCAAGCAGCAAAUGGAGGAAAAGUUCAUGAUGACCAACCCCUCCAAGAUUUCCCAUGAGCCUAUCACGUCCACACUGCGCCGCAAACUGGAGGAGGUGUCUGCGAUCAUCAUCCAGAGGUGUUACAGGAGGCAUCUGGUGCGCCGGCAGAUGAAGCAUGCAUCCUACCUCUACAGACAGAUCAACUUCGAGACUGUGGUGGAUGUGGAGAAUGCUCCGGAAACAGAGGGCCUGAUAGCCUCUUUGUUUCAGCACUAUGGACCUGUGGGGCCUGAGACUGAAGGGACAACAGAGGACCCUCUAAUGUCCUCACCACCAUCUUAUGACAGUGUGACGAGGGCGGCCAGUGACCAGCAUGAGGUUUUCAGAACAAUACCCAGAGACUCUGAACUUGGAGAUCCUGGUGAAAACUAUGAGGAAACGUUUCUUUGAGACUCAUCUGUGUGGAGAAUGUUUGUGUGUUUUUUGUCUGUUUUGUUUACAGCACAGAACAACUCAUGGUCAAAGAGAUGAACUUUUUUUUAUAUAUGUUAGCACAUUCUAAAAUAUUAUGCAAUAUUUUUUACAGACCUCAAAGCCUCUGUUUAAAUUUAACAACCCAGAAUUCAAUUUUGUUAUGUCAUGUCCAUGAGAAGGGAAUUUCUCUUGCACAUUUUCCUCUCAUCUUAGAAAUUCAAAAUUGGUAGGUAGUUUAUCAUAGUAAGAUUUUUUUGGAAGUGACAUAAUAAUGUUAGGAAUGUUUUUCAGAAGUCAUAAAACUGUACAACAUACAUAGGCCAGUCGAUUAACCACUCAGAGCAAUGUUAAUUUAUGUUUGCCAAGUAGCUUGCUAGCAGGCUAGCUAAUUAGCUACUAUAGAUUAUUUUUACAACAUUGAUAUUAGGUUAUAUGAAUAAAUCCUGAGCACCAGACAAGUGAAAUCUGAACCAAGAGGAAAACAAUCCCGUCAAGGAAGACAAAAGGAUAAAGGGACAAAUAUAAUCUGUCAAGCUAACUAAUAAAGCGGCUAAUGAACAUGUAUUAAGCUAAAAACAACAUUCUUGUAGGGUACAUCAUUUCAGAGUUGGUAAGAAUAUAUUGUUAAAGUAUUUGGAACAAAAAAUAUUCAUGAGAAAAUCAAUGUCUUUGAUGAAAUGUUCCUGAUCCUUCUCACAUCUUUUACAAGUACAAAUGAACCUCUUCAUGUUUGAAAAGUGAUACAAAUCCCACUCGACCAUUGUGCUGAGGUUUUGAAACACAUUGACAGGAGUGCGGCUCUCUGGUGUGCCAACAAACUAAUCUAAAAGCCGGUUAAAAAACAUGAACAGUACACAAAUUCCUACCAAACGUUUCUCAAUUAGCUUCUAUAAUGUAGCUAGCUAGGCUAUAUCAGCUUUUACUAAUAUGAUCAACAUUAGCAAAGCCUAACUUUGCUAACACAUUUUCUUUUUUUAAUUGUAACAUUUGGAAAGUAAAGGACAAAUAAAUUAUCAGCUGAAAUCACUAAUUGAUAUAGAUAUAGUGAUGACUGUGUGUACUAAUAAUCCCUGAAUUAUGUGCCUGAUGUUGACUGUUGUUCGCACACUUCUCUGAAUCUCUUUCGACCAGAUGAUUUGAAAUGACUGAUGUGGAUUGGAAAAGCAUGAAUGCACCGUGAGUACAUUUUGUAAUUAACUUUGUAAAGAAUUUUGAGGCUGUGUAAUGUACUUAAAGCUCAUUUUUACCUAUUUUUUUGUAAUGUAUUUAUAUUUGAAAGAUAGUAUCUGUGACUCACAGCCAUAAAAGGAUAUGAUCAACAACAUAUAAAUAGACUAUGUCAAAGUUUUAUAUGAAAGACGACCCUCAAGAAUCUUAUUGUCUGUACUGCAUUUAUGUUGAUCAUUUCAUGGAUUGUUUUAUGAAAAGGUAAUAAAACUCUUUUCCAUAUAAUUAAGUUUUAUGUUAACUCUUACUACUGUUCAAAUGUUUGAUUGAAAUUACAAGAUUUAGCGAGACUAUAAAGCAUUAAAACAUUUUAAUUACAUGAUUUUACAGUGUUAAAUAUGCUUAACUCAAAUGAAAAACUACAGCUUUAAUCUAAACUGCAGUGUUUUUCUAUUUUCACAUGAGGAACCAGUUCGCUGAUUUGACCUCAUUACAUGGCAGGGCACUGUUAAAUCUCUCCAUGUGUAUAAAAAAAACAGGACAGAUGUGCAAACCUCUACAUCGCUGUGGUUCUCUGUCCCUGUGAGUGAAUUGCCCUUUAAAGCUUGAAUUUGUUUAUAAUUCCUCCACAAAUGCAGCACAAUCACAUAAAACCUACCAACAAUGUGGCCAAAAUGAUCCAUGCUGAUUACAUUUUUUAAUUUUAAUAUGUUCGAGAGCAGAGAAUCACAGAACCAUCGUGAAAAACCCUUAUACACACAUACAUACAUAAAACCUCAGAAAAUUGAUCCU
Messenger RNA from Labrus mixtus (cuckoo wrasse), 8375 nucleotides. RefSeq names its product sodium channel protein type 4 subunit alpha B-like. The record is from RefSeq and is a predicted model, not a curated record. Gene Ontology annotation, molecular function: voltage-gated sodium channel activity; protein binding. Gene Ontology annotation, cellular component: plasma membrane; axon; voltage-gated sodium channel complex. The transcript is spliced from 27 exons. Gene Ontology annotation, biological process: sodium ion transmembrane transport; membrane depolarization during action potential; neuronal action potential. NCBI's taxonomy places the organism in Eukaryota, Metazoa, Chordata, Actinopteri, Labriformes, Labridae.